Molecule: messenger RNA, 3257 nt
Organism: Prorocentrum cordatum
Lineage: Eukaryota; Dinophyceae; Prorocentrales; Prorocentraceae
Source: the annotation of a GenBank genome assembly
GCACGGUGGCGGAUCAGUGGCCCUUGUCCAUGGUGUUGUGGUUGUUCGCUAUUGCCCUGUACUUGCGCGACGUGGACUCCGACUUCUCUGGCAGAGUGGCCGUGACUGGCGACCGGCGCUUUUCUGGGUUCGUGGUCUUGUUGGUGGACUUGGCGUUUCAGUGCGUCGUGAAUUGUUGUUGGUUAUUCGUGAGCACCCCCGUCAGUUCCGCCAACAUCAAACAUUCCGUCCUCGGUUUCCAACGCGUCGGGAGUUUUUGCAGGCUCAUCGUCUUGGUGCCUAUAACCUUGGUGGUCUUCUGGGUCGAGGGUGAUCUGCAGGCACUGGACGAUCUGGCUGGGCUCGAGGACGUGCUCGGAAUGAGCUCCCAGAGUGCCAGGACCGACUUCUGGUUCGUGCCGUACGCAUACCUGCUGCUGCGGUUUGCAUUCGGGCUGCUGCCCAAACAUGGUCUGGGAGAGCGUCUGAGGUUCAACGACUCGGCAGAUCAGAAGGGGCAUCACAAGCGGAUCGGUUUCUUCUGGGUCGUCUUCGGGCUCAUCUGUUUCGUGUCCUAUUACGGGGUGCUCACGGGGAUGGCCAGGUCCCUCACCCCGAAGGGCAUGUGCCAGCUCGGCGACAACGACGACGACUUCUGCGAGGACAGGCAGCUGAUUCUGGGCAGUGGGCUUCCAUCCAUCAUGUGGAAGGACACGCAGUGCGUCGCGUGCAUGACCAGCGUGGUUUCCUCUUGGCUGCUUGCGGCCAUCGGCAGCUUCCUGAUCCCAUACUUCAUCUUCAACUGUUGCGUGGCCUUCAUGGGAUCCUCCCUCGGCGUGUCCCGCGGGCUCGUCGAGACUAACAUCUCUUCCCUGGACUUCUCCGUGUACUCUUUGUCAUCGGAGUUCGAUAGGCAGCGAAAGUCUGAGGCUGGGUGGGUGUCGCACGGCACUGUCCUGCACGCCAUCUACGGCAAGGAUUGGAAGAAGGUGUGGGCAGUGAUGGUCGAGGGGCUCUUCGACGAUUGCUUGAUAAACCAGCCAGUGCGCGACAAGCUGCUGGCCGCCGCAAGCAGCGGUGGCAUGGCGGAACUGAAAGAUUCUGAAUCGUUACGCAUUUUGCCACAAGCCAUGCAGCGCAUCGGGUACUUGUUCGCGAGCCACCGCGAGAUCCUGUCUAACAGACGGAUCAGUUUCGCGCCGUACUGCGGCAAUGACAGAGAUGUUCACUGCGACGCACUGGGGGUCACGCACCCAGGCCGCAUUCCUUCGCUGACGCAGAUAAUCCCGGUGUACAGCGAGGACGGGAUCAUGAGCAUCAAGGAGCUCUUGGGCAAGCCUGCGGGCGGCUCCGUCGCCACCACGCUCGAGUUCCUGGUCUCGCAGUUCCCGGACGAGUGGAAGAUCUUCGCCGAGACCGUCCGGCUGCACCCGACCGAGCUGUACGACAGGCUGGCCGGCGGGCGGUGCACGCCGCAGCAGCAGGACCAGGUGCGCGAGUGGGCGUCGCACCGCGCCCAGUCCGUGAUCCGCACCGUGAACGGCGCGGUGCACUACCACAAGGCCCUGCACCUGCUGCUGAACCGCGGCGAGGGCGUCGGCUUCGAGGACGUGCGGCGCCGCGUGCAGCUCAUCCUCGCGCACCAGACGUACGGCAAGGUGAGCAUGUCCAAGGCCAGCAAGGCCACGCUCCGCAGCGGCAUGCUCACCUUCAAGGGGGCGCACGGGCUGAAGGCCGGCGACACGGUGCGCCUGUCUCUGCAGGCGCGCUCGACCAUGGAUCUCACGGGGGGCCUCGUCUUCAAGAAGGCGGUCGACAAGUUCAAGGACAACUUGAGGCCGAAGGCGCCGGCGCCCGGAGACGACGGCGCGGAGGCCCUGCCGACCCUGCUGGGGAGAGCGAUGGCUGGCAGCAGGGAGCGCCCCAACUGCCUGGUGUUCUCGCUCACCAUCGUCAACGUGGACCACGCCAAGCUCGUCGCAGACAAGGCCGCCCUCAAGUCGCUCGAGGCCGCGGUCAAGGAGGCGGUGGUGGACGAGAGCGCCGGCGCGGUCGGGCUCGAGGACGAAGACGUGACGCUGACGACGUCGGCGGUGGAGGGCGCCGGCAGCGCGGGCGGGGACCUGCUCGGCAUCCUCGGCUGGACCCAGGAGGAUCAGAAGCCGGCCAUCAGCGUGGAGUGCACGAUCACGCCGCCGCCAUCCACCAUUGUCGCGCACCUGGAGGGGCAGCUCGGAUCAAGCAGCACGCUGAAGUACACGCUCAUCGCGGCCAUCGAGGCCGCCGGGGGCUUGCACCAGGUCGCGGAGGGCGAGGUGAGGCUGGGCGGGGUUGGCGCCGUGAGUCGCACGGGCCCGGCCGGUGGCGCCGAGGCCGAUUUCAAGGACUUCGUCAGCGGGGCUUUCUACACGGUCGGUAGCGUCCUGGAGGACCAAAGGGUGACGUUGGUGGGUUGCUCUGCGAACGGCGGACAGGUGAUGUGUGAGAAGGUGGAGGCGAACAAGCGCGACCAGGAUCUGCAUUACAUGCUGAGCAAGCAUAAAGGCUACCCGUUCUUCGUGGCUAUCGAUUUCCAGCGCGGGAAGACACAUCCGCGCCUCGAGGAGUUGAUUGACCAGCACGUACGGGGCAGCAGACGAGGGCGUGAUGUUCAAGUACGCCAGCGUCCUGAUCAAGUACCGCUACUUCCGCGUCGGCGGAAGGGACGAGCGCCAGCAGGACGACUGGCCGGUCGAGGUGGUCCACGUGCUCCCGAGGGCCCGCGGGCUGCUGAUCGGCUCCGAGGGCAACCUCACGCAGGGCAAGUCGGGGAACCAGCUGGGCGCGCUGCGCUUCGCCGAGGGCCACUUCUUGCAGAUGAUGGACGCCAACAUGGGCUGCUACUCGGGCGAGUCGUUCAAGGUGCCCGUGGUUCUCCAGGGCUUCUACCCGAAGCCCACGGGAAGCGGCUCCGAGCACCGGCUGGCCCUGAGAGCCAGGAUCAUCGGCUUCCGAGAGCACAUCUUCACGAGGUCGCACGGGCUGGUGGGCACCAUCAUGGCCGACUCCGAGUGGACGUUCGGCACCCUGGUGCAGCGGCUGCUGGGCUUCCUCAACGUGCGCAUGCACUACGGCCACCCGGACUUCAUGGACUGCUUCUGGGCCUCGAACCGCGGCUCCGUGUCAAAGGCCUCGCCGCACAUCAACCUGUCCGAGGACAUCUUCGCCGGCCUCAAUGUCAACGCUCGCGACGAGCGGUCGCUCCAUACGGACAUCUUGGAGUGGGAGAAGGGGCGUGA